GACUAAGGUUUAGUGAAAAUGUAAACUUACCAAGUGUUGAUGAAAUGUUUCACGUUCAAUAUUUUGUUUUACCAAUUUUUGAAGUAAAAAGAUUGUAUACCGAAUAAUAGUGAAAGACAUAUGAAACGUGACGCUACCAUCAAGCAACUAUCGUUGUGAAGGAAAUAUGAUAUACUGAAGCUCAUUAAGGAUUUGUAUCUUAUCUGUUAAGCUAAAAUAUGGAUAUUCCAGCUGAUGACAACUUAGUUGGGUUGGAUUUUGAUGUGGAUUCUUCAGUUGUAAAGAAAAAGGAAAAAUGUAAAUCGUUGAAAGCUAAACAAUAUAGGUUAUCUCAUGACAUCAAAGUUUCAGCAAUAAAUAGGCGAAGCAAAAUUCCCCCACCGAUCUAUUCAUUUGGGAGCAAAUCCUGUCAAAUUAGUGAUCUGAUUUUACAUAACUUAUUCGAGCUAGGAUACAAAACUCCAACACCCAUACAAUCCCAAAGCAUUCCUAUCAUGAUACAGGUUAGUCUGUUGAUGUUGUUUCAUUUUUGCACACGUUUUCCGCUUCAUUUUUGUUGUAGCUAUAAACCAUUGUGUUUAGGGUGUGUAUACAUGCAUUACACUCGAGUAUUUCGUGUUUCUCUUGAAAAACUCGUAUUAAAAAUUAAUCAGUACACUAGUUAGAUAGUGCGAGUUAGUGUAACGUUUCUUGACCCUACUGGAUCCCAAUUCGCAUAUGGGUGAAGAACAGCACCGUAACCUACUUGCUUGUGCACCUACAGGUUCCGGGAAAACAGCAGCUUAUCUUCUCCCGGUGCUCAAUCAGUUGCUAAGUGCAAACACCUCUGAAAAUUCCAAGGUCAUAGACAAUAUAACUGAGGUGACAUCAUCUAAACAUAAAAUAUUCCCAUUUGCUGUGAUAUUGGCUCCAACUCAAGAACUAAUGCAUCAAAUUCGUUCUGAGGCUAUUAGGCUAUUUUCUGGGAUCCAAGCGGACUGUUAUAUAGCAGCGUUGCACAAAAAGCAUUAUUUUGUUCGCUGCAGAAAGAAGGCGAAGAACGUUUCUAAAAUUGAUGUUUUAUCAACGAAACCAAGAAAAGUUCGUGAAUUGAAAUUACCCUCAAGCACUAAAAUCCUCAUUUCUACCCCCAGUCGAUUAAGCACUCUAUUAUCUCUUCCAUCAGAACAUUGUCCCAUUGAUUUAUCCAGACUGUCUUGGCUUGUAGUAGAUGAAUGCGAUAAAAUGCUAGAAGUCAAUUUUAACGAUAUAUCUUUUUCUAACACUGAACAUGGUAACAAGACAAAAUACCGACCUCGAGGAUUUCAUAAUCAGGUUGCGCCUAUUUUUGAAUUUAUUCAGAAAGUAAACCUCACCGGGCAAUCAAUUAGGAGACCUUCAGUCGCUUUAUUUUCAGCUACUGUUCCUGAUGAAGUUGUUUCAUGGGCACGAAAUCAGCUACCUGUCCUCUUAAAAUUAGACAGUUCGGAGUACGAGUUAAUUCAGUUACGAGUAGGUAUCCGAAAUGCUGCUGUUUCUACUGUCAAACAAGAGUUACGUUAUUGUGCUACAGAACAGGGGAAAUUGUUGGAGAUGCGUUAUCUAUUGGCUAAUGGACUAGCUUAUCCAUGUUUAAUUUUUAUGCAGUCUCGAGAUAGAGCCAAUGAAAUUCUUAAGGAGAUUCUAUUGUCUGAUGCAGAUAUUCUUGCAAAUGUUAUUUCAAGUGACAAAACAGAAGCACAACGUGCCAGUGUGGUUCGCGCUUUCCGUGAGGGACAGCUUCAUGUUCUUAUCUGUACGGAUCUAUUGGGUCGUGGAAUAGACUUUAAAGGUGUCAGUAUGGUAGUCAAUUACGAUGUUCCUCCGUUAAAACAAGAAUAUAUACAUCGCGUUGGUCGAACUGGCCGAGCUGGUCACCAUGGACGGGCUAUUACCUUAUGGACUGACUCUGACCUCCCGCAUAUGGAUGGGAUAUUAUCUGUGAUGAAAAGAAGUGGUUCUGAAGUCGAUGAAGAACUAGAAAGACUUGUAAAUGAAUGGAAGAAAAGGCGGGUAAAUCUUAUGCGUAAACAAUCAAAAGCUGAAAGGAAACAACUCUUAGACGGUUCGAUUAGUCGUCGACGUGGUGAAAGACGCCUUGCUUAUAAGGUGCUUAAGAACUGCAACAAAGAAAAGAAUGCUGAAAAUAUUGACAUUAAUGAUAAGAGCUCGUGGUUUAGACCAUGGAAUCCUCACAGAGGUCGUAUAAGUGAAGUACCUGGUGCGCUAAGCAAAAAACGCAAGAUUGAAUGAUAGAUUUGUAAUUUGAAAUUACUUUCCUUAGUAAUCCUAUUCAAAGAUAAAUUUUCCAUAAACU
This is a messenger RNA of Schistosoma rodhaini, 2335 nucleotides long. NCBI's taxonomy places the organism in Eukaryota, Metazoa, Platyhelminthes, Trematoda, Strigeidida, Schistosomatidae. The record is from the annotation of a GenBank genome assembly.